CUCUUCUGUUUCACCGUUAUUCAAUUUUUACUAUUUGUACUGCUGUCUUUGACCCUUUUCCGGUACAUAGAAGAAAACCAAAACCGACAGCACAAUCAUACCGAAAUCAUACGUCUUCAUGUAGUCGUAACAAAAUAUUAUUUUCCGGUUAAAUUCGGUUUAAUUCAUUGAGAUUGUGUUAACCGAAAACAGAAACGGUUUUGACGCCAACGAGGCAAGAGGGGUAAAACGAGAAAGAGGGAAUGGCACAAAUCGUAAUUAAUAAGGAAAAUUAGGGGUGGUUUCACGAUAAGUCUGUCUAUAUGACGCGAAAGGGUUUCUUAAAUUCAGAGAGACAAUUAAUCAGUUUCGUGUGUUUGGAGAAGAAGAAGAACAGAUCAAAUACGAGGAGAGAUCUCUAAAGAGAUUUAUCGGUUCAAAUUCGUUCGAGGAAAGAAGGUUAAUUUAGGUUAAACAACAAAAAAAUGGGAUACUGGAAUUCGAAGGUUGUUCCAAAGUUCAAGAAGUUAUUUGAGAAAAAUAGUGCUAAGAAGGCUGCUGCUGCUGAAGCUACCAAGACCUUUGAUGAGUCUAAGGAAACAAUCAACAAGGAAAUUGAGGAGAAAAAGACAGAACUCCAACCAAAGGUCGUGGAAACCUAUGAAGCCACGUCUGCCGAAGUCAAGGCUUUGGUGAGAGCCCCUAAGGAGUCUGGUUUGAAGAAAAACUCAGCGGCUGUGCAGAAGUACCUCGAGGAGCUUGUCAAAAUUGAAUUCCCCGGAUCAAAAGCGGUGAGUGAAGCUACGUCUAGCUUCGGAGCUGGCUAUGUCGCAGGACCGGUCACAUUCAUAUUCGAGAAGGUAUGUGUUUUCCUCCCGGAGGAGGUGAAGACAAAAGAAAUACCGGUGGAGGAAGUGAAAACCGAAGAACCAGCCAAAACUGAAGAACCAGCCAAAACCGAAGAACCUAGUGGUGAGAAAGAGGAGAUUGUUGAAGAGGUCAAGAAAGACGAGACCCCUGAAACCGUGGUCGUGGAGGAUAAGAAACCAGAGGUAGAGGAGAAGAAGGAAGAAGCUACUCCGGCUCCGGCGGUGGUUGAAACUCCAGUUAAGGAACCGGAAACGACGACAGCGCCUGUGGCUGAACCACCAAAGCCUUGAUUUGUUUUCAAGAUGGUAUGAUUACUUCUCCUGUAUGAAAACAUCUUUGUACGUAACAAAAAUUUGAAAGGAAGAAACGGAAAGGAACAAAAAAAAAACUUAGUUUCAUUCUUUCUUUUUUUUUAAAAAAAAAAAUUUUAAUUUGGUUUGUCUUUGUGUGGAUAAAUCUCUUCUGUUUUUUUCUUUUAUUGGAAAAGUCUUUAAUGUGUUAUUUAUUUAUAUUCAUGUGAAUUUGUAACAAAAUUAUUUUGUGGAUGUGUAUUCUAUAGAUAUAUUUCUUGGUUUCAACUUUCAA
Molecule: messenger RNA, 1434 nt
Organism: Arabidopsis lyrata subsp. lyrata
Lineage: Eukaryota; Viridiplantae; Streptophyta; Magnoliopsida; Brassicales; Brassicaceae
Product: plasma membrane-associated cation-binding protein 1
Exons: 5
Coding region: 465-1139 (224 amino acids)
Cellular component (GO): plasma membrane
Source: RefSeq, a predicted model, not a curated record